GAUUCAGUUCUGUGACAGUAUUCAACUGUUGAACACAACUUAAGUGUACGCUUGCGCCUGCCACACGUUUUCCACUGCAACGUCAACGUUUACCGUUUUUUUUGGUCGACCAAAGCGCGUUUUGAUACCAAAUUCAGACAAAACGAAAGAAAAUUGAAAGCAGCCAAAGCCGCUGACAUAGCUGAGACACCUUUGACUUGUAAUGUCGAUGAACCGUGCGUAUUCGAAAGAGUGCCGCGCCAAGAAACCACAACUAGCUGUUGCCACCAAGAAGGAGUCUUGCUGAAUCCUCCCCAACACCCCCCCAACAUCGCCAACAACUCUUCGACAGAGAGAUACGAAUGUGCCCAAGCCGCCAGCUGGACAUACGCUACGUCAAGGCACAGUGAAGAAGAAGAGAAGAGAAGUGAAGAGACCAAGAGCUAACCGCUUAAGAAGAACGCUCCGGAACCGGAACCGAACCGAAUCGAAUCGAAUCCGAGCGCAUUUGCGUGCAAAAUAAAGAAAAACAAUCAAAAUUUCACCAAAACUAAGCUGCAAGGCUACCAAAACGGCAACCCGCGCCGUACCUAUGUCAGUGUUAAGCCAAUUGCUGCUGAAUUUCAAUCAGAAGGCCCAAACCCGAAGCCAUCACAACUUAGAGCUGAUAAACUCCUUCAUAACAUAACAAAGAGCUGUGAACCAGUUCGCGGAUCGAACCACCAACAAGAACAACAAGAGGAGACGCGACCGCCCAUCGUUAUAUUACGGCCCCCAGUUAGGGAGAAAUUUGCAAACAUUUUUUACCGGAAGAGAAAAAAGAAAUCAAAUCAAAA
Molecule: messenger RNA, 815 nt
Organism: Drosophila montana
Lineage: Eukaryota; Metazoa; Arthropoda; Insecta; Diptera; Drosophilidae
Exons: 1
Coding region: 572-667 (31 amino acids)
Source: RefSeq, a predicted model, not a curated record